AUGAUUACUACUAUUCCUGAGGGUCACAAUGACCACGACUACAAGACUGCCUGCAAUGGCAAGCGACGUCGCAUCUCAAAGGUGUCGAUGAGUCUGGGCCACACGGCCGCCGAAGACCUACGAAGCGAAAUCUCACAGAGCAUCCGCAAGGAACUCUCACGUCGACGAAGCAGUGUCAUUGCCCCGGAGCCACAACUCAAGUCACGACCCACAGAGACGGCCAACAUCCGCUCAGCCGAAAAGGAGGAAUCAGCGGUAUCCAAAGCAUUGAACAACUUCGAUCUCUUCGAACACAUUCUAAUGCAAUUGCCCUGGUCCGGCGAUGAGGUUGAAAUGCAGCGACAGAGCAUCCGUGCCAUCAUGACGACUUCAAGGACAUGCCGCAGUUUCAAGGGCAUGAUUGAUGCAUCUGCUCGACUGCAGAAGCGUCUGUUUCUGGCACGCGACUCUGAGCAAAAGAGACCCUGUUUCUGUGGUCACCAAGAGGAGGAGCGAAUUUGCGGCGCAGAGACAAACNCCUUCAUUGCACCCACGCUGAAGAAGCACAUCCUCCACAACUCCUUCUCCUGCGACCAGCGACGACAGAAGCAAGAUGCUGCAAGACAAGCACGAGCCGAUCAAGAGUCGCUCUGCCGCCAUCUCGACAGCACCAACCAAUCACACGACGACUACUUCAGCCACCCAGUCGCCUUCCGCGACCUCCAAGACCGCCAGAAGAAACACAUGCUCGCCUUCAAAAUCUCCGAAAACGACCCUUUCUAUCUCCUCGGCGAACGCUCUGCCGCCGAUGCAAGCUGGCGAAACAUGUACUUUUCCAACCCGGCACCCACCCGCAUCGAACUCUACUACUGGAGUUAUCUCAUCCGCUGCGAGUCGCAGGACGGCAAACCGCUGACCGCGGGCUUUGUUUGGGAUACCAUCAGUGAGACGCUUGAGGUUGCGAGACAGCGCAAGGCUCCUGGAUAUCAGUAUGAAGGGGACGAGCCCUUGCUCGUGCUGCUGGGGUCGUGGGAGAAGGAGGGGGAUCACAGACACGUGUACGACUGGUUGAACCAAAGGCAUGAGGCUUGCAGCAGUCCAGCUUGCCGAUAUGCAAAAGCUUGA
Aureobasidium vineae is the source of this 1104-nucleotide messenger RNA. NCBI's taxonomy places the organism in Eukaryota, Fungi, Ascomycota, Dothideomycetes, Dothideales, Saccotheciaceae. The record is from the annotation of a GenBank genome assembly.